UUUUUAAGUAUGCUGAAAUCUAACUUUUAUGUCGAAAUAUCUACCAAAACUGCACACAAGGCUUCAAAAGAAGUAGCUUCUUAAAGCCAAACAUUGAGCGCUCUACUAAAAUUAAUCACUCCAAUCCAAAUCUAACAAAUAGCCAAGACCAAUUAUCAAACACAAAUUAUAACCAGGAGCACAGUAUCUACAGAUCAACUCAUUUUCUGCCAAGGACUUCCAAAUCUCUUCUAUUCCGUCCUAUUCUUCGCCCAGAACAGCCAAUUGCGAACCAACAUAAACUACGAAAGUCCUUUGAUCAAUGAAAGUCUUUUCAGGAAACAUGGCGGAUCAGGCCAAUUCCCAUGAAAAAUACUAGGAAUAAAAGCUCAUUUGGUCCUAAGAAUAACAUUUCAGAUAUGUGCAGAGAAGCUGAGAAAAGUUUACAAAGACCUCCAGCAAUACUUCAGAACACACAGAAACACGAUGGAAAUAAAAUAAAAAUCAUUAAAAAGAAAGUAAAAUUUAGCUUUGCCAAUUCGAAAAUGAAAAAUUCAAAAAGACAAAAAUUAUUUCCAGAUUCAUCCUUCUACAACACAAAGAGAAGGGGUAAAAAAUGGAAGUUUAAUGCUCAUAAAGUACUGGAUUCUGAUAUUCCGGUGAGCAGUGAAAACUUUCUGUGCAAACUACUAAAUAGGAAAGUUAAUUUUUAA
This is a messenger RNA of Moneuplotes crassus, 692 nucleotides long. The record is from the annotation of a GenBank genome assembly. Lineage: Eukaryota; Ciliophora; Spirotrichea; Euplotida; Euplotidae.